GUUUACAAACAAAUAAAUACGCUCUGAUGGCUCUAAAACUUGACUAAAAUACCAUAAGUACAAAUUAAAUUCUGGAAAGCUUGUUCAGUGUUAUUGUUUUUUUUUAUAAUUUUAACUUGCUCCAAAUAUAAACUAAAGUCUCGUGUCACAGACAAGGCAGAAACAAUGUCCAUGCUAAAGCGUGUCACUAAAACAAAGAAUUCCUCUAAGGUACCAGAAAAACUUAAUAUUUGCAAUACCGCAAAUACGGAUAGCGAGGUCUGUUGUAUCCUUUGUCUUAGAAAAUGUAAUUCAAAGCAAACAGUGAGCUUCUCAAGUAUUCCGAGUAUUACCAGUCAGGAUGCAUUGCAAUGCAGGUUGCAGCUGCAAACUAUCUUUAAUCUUAGUUUAAACUUAGAAGAAUUUGCUACCUGUCGAACAUGCUGGAAACUGGUGGAACUAGUUUUAGAAUUUCAGCAGUGUUGUCUAAAUGCCGAAAUGUGGCCGAAUAGUUACGCUACGGGAUUGAAGCACGCAGGUUACCAGCAAGAAUCGGACACCUGGUUAGAGGACGAAACACUCGAAAUGAUUUCACGAGUACAUCUACUAGUUCAAAGGCACAAUAAAUACAUCCUAAGAGAAAAACUAUUUACUGAAAGCGAUACUUCUGUGUCAGUAGAAACCGUUAAAGUUGAGCUGUGCGAUACCGACGAAGAUGUGUCGUCUAAAACUGCUGAUGCGGAAGGUCGAAACAUCUCGCAAGAUGACGUUAACUUGGAGCUUGAACAUGAAACUUUCAGUCCCAUGACAGAUGGACCUGCUAUGGAUGUGAAGGCAUGUGCUACAUGCAAUCGAAAAUUCGACACAAUAAUUGGGUUCAAAGUUCACUCCAAACGUUGCAAAGGCCUUAACCAGGAUGAAUCAAACUAUGUUGACUGUCCAAUUUGCUCGAUUUCAUUCAAAUAUCAUAGUGCGUUGAAAUACCACAUGAAUAAACACAAAGGAAUUAAACCUUACAAAUGUCGUAAAAAAUGUAGGAAAAGUUUUUACAACGCGACGGCAAGACGGAAACACGAAUUAUGCUGCGAUUCGGAUGUGCAAAUCUGUCCCAUAUGUGGUGACCAGUUAAAAACACAAUUUACAUACGCUAAUCACAUGAAUCACGCUCAUGGAGAGGCCCGCAUUGACUGCGAAAUUUGCCAGAAAAAGUUCAAAUCAAAGAAGAAACUUCAACGGCAUAUGCUAGUACACACGAAUGUGCGGAACUACCCUUGCAAUGUUUGCAAUAAAGCGUUCAAAUCGUCCUAUGCAGCCAAUGUGCACCAAAGGAUACACACACAGGAGAAGCCAUUCGUUUGUGAGAUUUGCGCUCAAGGCUUCACAUACAAAUGCUCACUAAAGACUCAUGUCAACCGUGAACACGGUUUAACUCAACCUUAGAAUCGAAACGGUGGAAACUUGAUAUUUACCAAAAACCAGAAGCUAUGUCCGUAUGAUUCAAAGUAAUGUUCAGCACAAAUUUAGAGAACCUCCAUGAUUUUGAUUCGAUUUGCAAUCGAAAAAUACCCAUCACAGUCACCU
Molecule: messenger RNA, 1560 nt
Organism: Wyeomyia smithii (pitcher-plant mosquito)
Lineage: Eukaryota; Metazoa; Arthropoda; Insecta; Diptera; Culicidae
Product: zinc finger protein 62-like
Exons: 6
Coding region: 166-1419 (417 amino acids)
Biological process (GO): regulation of transcription by RNA polymerase II
Cellular component (GO): nucleus
Molecular function (GO): DNA-binding transcription factor activity, RNA polymerase II-specific; RNA polymerase II transcription regulatory region sequence-specific DNA binding
Source: RefSeq, a predicted model, not a curated record